AAUCUACUGGUGAAAUAUGUAGACAAGCCCAUGCUGGGAAAAUACACUUGCUUGAGUGAGGGGGAGACGGCAUCCACUUUUCUCCUGAUGGAGGUGGAAGAAGAGGAAGAGCUUGAUUCUUUUUUCAGCUGUCGUGCUAGGUCUUAUUACUGCACCUUUAACUGCAUAUGGCACCAUAAGAAGUAUCGAGCCGUGCGCCUUGGACUGGGCCCUAACUGUCAUGACGGAGGCAACGAGUGUCAGUGGUUCAAGGGCACCACCAAGAGCCAGGAUGAGAGAUUCCACUUUGACCUGACCCACUCCCUCAAACCCUUUGCAGAGGAGAGAUCGAGGCUUGAGCUCACAGUUGAGGCCAUCAAGGACUACACUUUUCUCCAGAGGACCAAGAAAUUUUAUCUGAGAGAUAUCAUUCAACCGGAUAGUCCUCAGAUAGUCAGCUGCCAAAAGGGGUCUUCAGACAUAAACGUGAACAUCCGGCCUCCAUCCAGCUGGCCCAUGCCUCACAGUUUUUUCAGCCUGGAGCACGAAAUUCAAUAUGAGCGCAAGGACGACGGCGAGCUCCAUUGUCAUCAGGACAGCUCCUCAACCAUCACAAUACCACUCAAGAUCACCAAGCUGAGAGUCCGCUCCAGGGACUCGCUGGUGCGGUCGGCCUGGAGCGAGUGGACAGGCUGGACUGACUCGACUUGUUCGACAAAACUCACUCACUGACAUUGUCUUGUCUCUUUGAACUGUCCGAAAAUCAGUGAAUUGCUUACUUUCUAAGUACGAAUGAA
This is a messenger RNA of Nerophis lumbriciformis (worm pipefish), 776 nucleotides long. RefSeq names its product interleukin 12B 2 (gene il12b2). Gene Ontology annotation, molecular function: protein binding. Lineage: Eukaryota; Metazoa; Chordata; Actinopteri; Syngnathiformes; Syngnathidae. The record is from RefSeq and is a predicted model, not a curated record.